Phytomonas sp. EM1 is the source of this 933-nucleotide messenger RNA. The record is from the annotation of a GenBank genome assembly. Lineage: Eukaryota; Euglenozoa; Kinetoplastea; Trypanosomatida; Trypanosomatidae.
AUGUCUCACCUAAGACGAUGCACAGAGUGUGGAGCUCUCACCUUGAUGCAGAAUUGCUCAAAAUGCCAUGGGUCCACCUCGGCGUGCAUGAAUUCUUUACCAAUUGAUCGUGAUGCAUAUGCAGCUUCACAGUAUGCAGUCUCAUCUUGUGCUCGCACCUUGACAGAGGGCGUCACAGACCAACAUUCAUUUACUAGUCGCACGUCGAGCGCCGAAUCACCUGCAUCUAUAGACAGCGGGUGCAGGAUGAAGUCUGAAUUAAAGCACUCAGCAGAGUUCAAUGAGGUUCUCAAGAAAUCGCCAAACGAUUUAGUACAGGAAAACAUGGCUUUACAUGACGAGCUGAAGAAAACUAAUGCUCUUAUGAUGCAGUUGUCCAUGGGAAUAUUGAGCCUUCACGAUAGUACCAACGCUUCUAGGCGUGGUGGUCUAGAGUUGAUAGAAAAACUCCUUUCUGACAACAGGCUGUUGAGGCAGCAGUUAGGUCACUUGUGCUCACCUUUGAUGGAGAGUGAUCCGGGUAAGGUAGCACAGGCCCCAAUUGCUCUAGAGGUGUCCGGUCGUUUGCAUCAGAAUCAGUUGGAAGCGCCUGACCGCGAUGGCUGUGUUUUAAGUUUCAGACACUCAUCGACUUACGACAAUAGUAAACAGAUUUUAGCUGAAGCACAGGAGGAAAUAGUCAGAUUGCAAGGAUUGGUGAAGGAAAAAAACGCAAAAAUUCAUUGGUUUGCAGAACGAGUGAAAAAAACUGAGGAGAUUCUUGAUGCGUUAGUGGCACAUCUCAGUGCGGUUGAAACGACCACACAGGCGGGUGGCGAGGCCGACAAAAUUUUUGAUCGUUACGCUGUCACUGAUCUUAUGGGCUAUGGUGAUACAGACUAUUCGCUAUCGCCAUCACUAGCGAAGAGCUACGAGAAGCUAAUGAAGCGCUAG